AUGGAUAUACGCUCAACAAUUUAUCUUCCAUCAAAGUAAAUAAGUGAAGGAGAAAUAUAAGUUAAGGGAAAAACGUUGGGGAGAUGGAAAACAAAGAAGUUUAUAAUUGAUGAAGAAUAAAGAAUUUUUGCAUUAAAAAGCUCUUAGGCAAAAAAGAAGUUGAAGCCUUUCUAUUUAUAAUAUUAUAAAGUAUAGAAAAUAAAAAAAUUAAUUAGUUAGAGAUAAGAGAGAAAAAAAAAGAUAAGAUUUCAUUUGAUUUGAUUUCUAAAGCAGGUGGGAAAAGUGUGACUUUAGGAAUACAAAAUGAAUAAUAAGCUAAUGUAAUUAUCAAUUUAUUGUAAAAAUUGAUAACAAAAGAGGAGCCUAUUUAAAAAUAACAAUAUGAAGAAUCAUAAUUAAAAUUUUAAACUGAAAUACCUGUAGAAAAUACUCAAUGUAUUAAUGAUUUAAUAUAAAGAAUCUGCUUUUGAGAAAAUAGAUUAUGAAAUACCAUGUUUUUUUGAUACAAGUGAGAUUAGAGAAAAGUAUAAUUUGUUUACUAAUUUAUAAGUAUAUCUCAAAUAAGGAAAGGACAAUAAAGAUUAGAGAGAUUUUAGGUUGUUUAUAAGUAGUAAACAUGUACAAUAUACAAAAAUGUUGAAAAUCAUCAUCAAUUUAUAACUUUUAUAGAAUUCAAUGGUGAUUGUAUAAUAAAAUGAUGAUAAUUAGGUUGUGAUUUGAUUGUAUAGAAUUUAUCAGAUAACAACAAAAUUAAUUAGUGGAAUCCAUAUGUAUCUCAAACCGAAUCUAUAGUAGUGAAAGAAUUAGUAGAAGAUAAAUCAUUCCAAAUAUGUGAGAUACGUCAAUUAACAAAUCUAUUUGUUUUUAAGCGAGAAUAUUAAUAUUUACGCCAUCAUCUAAAAAUAGACAAUAUUGAGUUUAUAGUAUAAAAGUAAAUUGAUUAAAGGCCAAAAACUAAAUGUAAUUAAGGAAGUUUAAAAUAUGGUUUGUGGAGUAUCGAAUACAAGUAAUGUAUUCAUAUCUAAUUUAAGAAAUAAUGUGACUAAAGUGUGUUAUGUGACAGAACAAUCAGUUUUGGGUUUAUCAUAUCCAGAUGAAGAUUCUUACCUUACUUAAGUAUUCUUAUAAUAGAUUACCAAUAUUAAUAAGUCAUACAUUUAAAAGACAACAAAAUAAGAUUAAAUUUCUACUACUGUAGAGAUUUCCCAAAUAAAUAAAGUGAUUACAUUAGAAUAAUAAGUUUAAGGAGGACAAUCUCAGAUAUAAAAAUAAUAAACUGAUCAACAAUAAUUAUUAUCUCAAAAUAAAGUUGCUUAAGAAAAUCAACAAUAUAAUUAAGAGGAAAAUGAUGAAUUUUUUGAUUGUGAAGAAGAAGAUGCAAUAGAUGAAAUGAAUGAUAAGUUAUAUAUUGUUGAAACAGUGCAUAAUAAAUAAUUGAUUUAAGAUGAUGUUGUAAAAGAUGUUUAUGAAUAAAAUGCAAGAAGACAAUCUAUUUUACCUAUCUAAAUUGAUAUAUAGGAUAAUAAUGAAUAAGAAUGGGUAGAAAAGAAAAUGAAAUUAGUAUUAACUGGAGGUUAUUGUUCACUCUCAAUAAAUGUUAAACAUCAAUUAUAACCUAAAGAAAAAGGAUAGUAAAGAUAAUUUCUGACUUCACAAGAGGGAGGACACUAUAUAUUUAGAAGAGAUUUUAUUAGAGAAGAAAAGAAUGGAGGAUUGAAAGUAAUUAAUGAAGAGAAAUUAGCUGCUUAAAAGGCAGUUAUUAAAUUUCUAAUUACUAGAAUUGGAGCAUCAUUAUUAAUGGGAAAAUCAAUUACUGGAAUUUCGAUGCCAGUCUCUAUUUUUGAAGCUCGUUCCAAUACUGAAAGAGUUUGUAGUAGUUUAGGAUUUGCACCAAUAUACUUAGAAGAAGCUGCUCAAUCUUAAGAUAUUUAUUAUAGAAUUAAAUAAUGUGCUGCAUUUUAAUUUGGAUUUAUAUUUAUGUAUAUAUCUUGUGAGAAGGUAUAUAUAUUAUUUUUGUAAGCUUAGCCUUUUAAUCCAAUCUUAGGUGAAACUUUCCAAGGCUUUUAUGAUAAUUGUCCAAUUUAUUGUGAAUAAAUCAGCCAUCAUCCUCCAAUAUGUGCCAUUCAAAUGUAUGGAAGAUAAUAUAAGUAUGAUUAUUAUUAAAAUAUCUAGAAUUGAUGGUUAAUUAGAAUUAGUGGCUAAUUUUCAUUCAAAUUCAGUUGUUGGUAGAAAUGUUGGAACAUUUAAGAUUACAUUUGAGAAUCCUCAUUAAGAAAUUUUAUUAACAUUUGCUCCAGGUAGUUUGAAUGGGACUACCUAUGGUGAUAAAGUGCUUAAUUAUCUUGAAAAAUAAUUCAUUAUAGAUAUGAAAAAUAAGAUUAUUUUAGAAACUACAUUUAAUCCUGACAAAAAAUAUUGUUAAUAUUUUGAAAUUGAAUAUGUUAAUUAACUGGAUUAUUUGUGUGGAGCUCUUUGUGAUGUUACUGAUUCAGCAAUUAUGAGAUAUUAAAAAGAAGGUCAUAGAAAAUAUAAAGGAUUGGAUUUAAAAAAUGAUAUCAAAUAAGUCAGACAUAAAAUUAAGGGUAUUUGGAUCAAUGAAUUGAAAGUAUAUAAAUAAUAUUAUAUCUUAAUAGGUUGACAAUUAAAAAUUAAUAUCUAUUCAAAAUGAUUAUCCUGUUAAAAUGCAAUUAGCUUAAUUCCCAAUACCAUCAGAUUCCACUUUUAGAAUGGAUAUUUUAUGGUGGAAAUUGAGAAAUUUUGAUUAAUCCUAACAAUGGAAAGAAAAGUUAGAGAUACUUUAAAGAUAAGAUAGAAAAUAAAGAGAACAGAAGACAAAAAAGAAAAAAUGA
Molecule: messenger RNA, 2849 nt
Organism: Paramecium pentaurelia
Lineage: Eukaryota; Ciliophora; Oligohymenophorea; Peniculida; Parameciidae
Source: the annotation of a GenBank genome assembly